Drosophila eugracilis is the source of this 692-nucleotide messenger RNA. RefSeq names its product RNA-binding protein 8A (gene tsu). Lineage: Eukaryota; Metazoa; Arthropoda; Insecta; Diptera; Drosophilidae. Gene Ontology annotation, molecular function: mRNA binding. The record is from RefSeq and is a predicted model, not a curated record. Gene Ontology annotation, cellular component: exon-exon junction complex; nucleus; cytoplasm. The transcript is spliced from 2 exons. Bases 98 to 595 code for a protein of 165 amino acids. Gene Ontology annotation, biological process: RNA splicing.
AACACAUGUCAUCUCUAGUCUUGCGGCUGACCAGACGCGGAACAAAAAUAAAAUAAACCAUUUGAUUUCCUUUCAAAUAACUAAUUCAAUAAAGAAAAUGGCAGAUGUAUUGGACAUUGAUAAUGCGGAGGAGUUUGAAGUGGACGAGGACGGUGACCAGGGCAUUGUACGUCUGAAGGAGAAGGCAAAGCACCGCAAGGGACGCGGAUUUGGGAGCGACAGCAAUACACGGGAAGCUAUCCACAGCUAUGAGCGAGUGCGUAACGAGGAUGAUGAUGAGCUGGAGCCCGGACCACAGCGAUCCGUCGAGGGUUGGAUCCUAUUCGUGACCUCCAUUCACGAGGAAGCGCAGGAGGAUGAGAUUCAGGAAAAGUUUUGCGACUACGGCGAGAUCAAGAACAUCCACCUAAAUCUCGACCGGCGCACUGGGUUCUCCAAGGGCUACGCCCUUGUCGAAUACGAAACCCACAAGCAAGCACUCGCUGCUAAGGAGGCACUGAACGGCUCUGAAAUAAUGGGACAGACCAUCCAAGUGGACUGGUGCUUUGUCAAGGGACCAAAGCGCGUGAAAAAGUCCGACAAGCGCCGCAGAUAGACGUCUCCCGAUUACAAGAAUACAUUUUAAUUAGUUUAAUGCAUAGGCAACCGUACAAAGUCUAUUUGAAGUGAAAUAAAGCAGAUACUAAACUCUA